AUGCAAUGUACGAAAAACGACGGUCUUAGUCCAUCUGCACUGCGACCUGAUCAACCACAGAGUGAUAAACAGGACCAUCAAUCCAUCACAUCAACGCCCCAGACUCGCCUCAUAACGCCGGACAGAUGGUCGACGCAGUGCCACCUCUCCCUCCCACCCCCACUACCACCCACCUACCCAGCCACCACUGACGUUCAUUACAAUGCCACCGCGACGCCACAUUCGCCACACCCACACCCCGCAUGCGAGCCAUUCGCGCCUCUACCACCGCCACCCACGACACAGCAGUCGAAGUGCCAGCUGCCGACCCUCGACGACCCUCAACGACGACGCAUGCGCAAACAUGAAAUCCCAAACAGCAGUAGCCCUUCGCCGCCGCCGCCGCCCGACCGGAAAUCGCAGGAAACACGUAUCACCGUAGCCGGAAAGACCAGUUAG
Molecule: messenger RNA, 438 nt
Organism: Penaeus vannamei (Pacific white shrimp)
Lineage: Eukaryota; Metazoa; Arthropoda; Malacostraca; Decapoda; Penaeidae
Source: RefSeq, a predicted model, not a curated record